Molecule: messenger RNA, 9103 nt
Organism: Paramuricea clavata
Lineage: Eukaryota; Metazoa; Cnidaria; Anthozoa; Malacalcyonacea; Plexauridae
Source: the annotation of a GenBank genome assembly
AUGGAUACCAGGAAAUUGAAAUUGCUGUCUUUAAUACUAAUGUUGUGUUACAUAGCCGCCGCUGAGACUCAACCAUCUGUGACGAUAUCGAAUACAGAAAAUCGAUUCGAAAUUCAUCGUUCUGGCCGGGUCACGCAAAAGAUUUACAGUCUGCAAUGGCCCAACGGGUCAGCUGCGUACGAUGCAAACUUAGCAAACAUGGAACUUUUACGAAAUACGCGGAUUUUUGCGCCCAAUCAACGUUCUUGUAUAAUCCGUGAACAGGAAGAUGAAGGGAAUAACAAGACGAGAACUUUCGAACGUCUUGUGAAUGCGUCUACAGCUGGAAUUACAUUUAAGGAAAUAGCCAAGGUAGCUAUAACUACGUUAAAAUUUUUGGAAAUACAACAAUGCAUAUAUAAUCUAGGAAGAUAUAUAAGUCAUUAUUUCCAGUCCUCAAUCGGACCUGACUGUGUAGGCUGUAGCUCAGUUAGUAAACAGUAGAGCUACAAUCUUGGUCAUAACUUGUGAAGCCGUUCCAGCAAAUCAGUAUUGCAAAGUUAAUGCACAAGUUGACGAAACAGACUUUGUCAACCCCCUUUCCCCACAGUUCAAUGUUGUGAACAACGCCGAAACAGCUUUUGAUAAUUUAUCGUGAUACAAGCUCAGUAAUGGUUCAAUAAUAUAUUAUAUGGUUUAAAUAAUCUGACCAUGCACAUUGAUUACAAUACGUACAGCUUCGUCCGAUGACGAUGUAGUCUAGUCAGUUUUAGCUCAAGUCCAAAGGCAUAUCACGUAACAAUAAUUCCGCAUUAUUCCGCAUAACAUUAUAAAUGACGUCUCAACAGACUUGUUCCAACCUGUCCCUACAGGCUACAGCAAAUAAAGAAAUUGUUAUCGUUUUAAAACGGCCAACCGACGUUCGGUUAAUUAAAUUAAUAAGACUAAAGUAUGCAUGUGGUUUAUUCAGUGCUAAAAAGGUUCUUUGAUCAUGAGUGGAAAGCGGAAAAGGAUUAUGCGUGAAACCGGUUUUACUGAGAAACUUGUUGUCGCAACGUUGAUAAAUGAAUACGCUGACGAGUCUUUGAGUUUAAAUAAUGAAAACGGCAUCUGUGUCCACAAAGUGACAUAUUUCACGUGUGAACGUACGCGACAGCUAAAUAAACUUUUUUAGUGAAUUUCCUGCCUCCCAAGAAUUGUAGUCCACUAAAAGUCACUUUUUUACCAUUUAUUUAUAAAUAUUAAUUAUAGUCACAAAUCACAUUCUCAUCACUUGAGUCACUGUCUCACUCUCCUCCACUUCUGUCGAGUCCCACGCCAUUAUAUAUAUUUUAGAUUACAUCACGUUCAGUUCAUUCUCACCUUAAUUGCAUUAUUUUUCCUAAUUAUUCUGCACUAUAUUAUUAAAUCAAUACGUAAUCAACCCCAGUCUCCGACACUUUAAAUUGUUAACAGUGUAACCGCAUGGAUAAUAAAAUAAAAUAAUAAAAUAAGUUAUUUUACAAUCUAUGGUAACACCAAAGUCAAAUUGCGAUUGAUUGCCAAAUACAAUCUAAUUACUGAUAGCAAAUUCCUUCUAGAAACUUGGCAUACAUCACGUACACAGAAAUGCAAUGGCCACCCGACCGCAGUGCACUCUGGACUUCAUCAUUCCAAGAUUAAACUCAUCUAGGACAACAAAACUUCAGGGCGAGUUCUGCGUCCCCGAACACCUCACUGGUGGGGCAGCGGUUGGCGACUAUGAUAAUGAUGGACUUGAUGAUAUCUACUUUACUGUUUUUCACAGUAGAAGUUUAUUAUACAGAAAUAAUGGUUAGUUCAAGUUAUGGCCAUGUUAAGGCCCGUUUACACUUAGCCUGCGAACAGGCUCUCAGGCUCUCAAGCUGAAUUGCGAGCCUGCAUCGAUGACUAAUGAAUUUGAAUAUCUGCGUCUCAAAUCGUGACGCGAAAUUCUCAUUGGUCAGAUGCUAUAAUUUAUAUGUUUCCGCUGAGCUCUAUAUUGCAUAAAAAACACAUUAACUGAUCAAAUUGGUCUUGGCCGUCUUAUCUCAAAGCACGAAAUGUUCUGUUUUGAGAAAACAGUAUUUAAAACAUUUAAACUUAUGCUUGAAUAUCUUAUAUUUCGAAAAACAGUAUAAACUGUACGGUCUAAAUUUAGUCUGCACGGUCUAAAUUUAGUUUGCACGAAAGUUGUAAACAACACCAUAUAAGAAUAAACAUUCCAUAUUUGGAAAAGCGAACGUUACGGGGCAGAUCUCUGGGGGCAGAUAUUCAAAUUCAUUAGUCAUCGAUGCAGGCUCUCAAUUCAGCUUAAGAGCCUAUUCGCAGGCUAGUUUACACUUGCAAUUUCUAGUUCAAUUUUCGUCUUCUGAUGCAUGUGAAUGAGUGGAUGAGUUAUGAAUGUUCAGAUGGGGGGAUAUCACAUUCAUAGAAGGGUCAGAAGAUUCAUAACUCAUCUACUCGUUCGCAUGUGUCAGAAGAAGAAAAUCGCACUAGAGAUCUCAGCAAGAAUUGCAAGUGAAAACGGGCCUUUAUAUGUGGCAAUUUUGACUUCAACUUACAAUGCAUUGUUGGAUACAAAGCUAACACUUAUCUAAAAUUAUAGUAGUAAGGGAAAUGCGAGCAUUGCUCGAUCGUAAUCCACUACUCGACUGCGGUCAAUUUCUUUACAUUACGUACUCUUUACUGACUCCUAAGACGUCCGCUUUAAGGCCCGUUUACACUUUUUAGGUGCGAUUUUCUUCUGAUGGAUGUGAACGAGCGAAUGGGUUAUGAAUGUUCAGAUGAGGGUACAUAUGUAUACUCAGAUCAUUCAUAACUCAUUUACUCAUUCACAUCCAUCAGAAGAGGAAAAUCGCACUAGAAAUCGCAGCGGGACCGGCCUUUAGAGAUGAAAAAUGGAAGAAAAAAACAAUGAAAAUUUUCGGCCGAAUAAACACUGGGCCACGCACGCUCAGAAUUUUUUGCGAGUACUUUUUAGAUCUGACUAUAUAUCAAUAAUUGCGUUGCAGAUUGCAGCUGGUGAUACGGUGAUAGUCUCUAUAUCCACCGGAUAAUGAUUCCACAAGCUUUACUAAAUCUGUCAUUUGAUUGGUAGUCUAACCCAGAUUAGACUUUAGUAUUUAUAAAUUAAAGUUUCUUUUUAUCGAUUCGGUGAGGUCCGUCCAUAACAGUGAUUUUAUAUCGUUCCAGUUUUCAAACAAUUUUACGAUAGUUGAACUGUAUUGACGCGAACGGCGAUAAGACCAUAUACAGGGUGUAUCAAAAAAAACUGAACAGAUCUGAAAUUGCUCUCAAUUUCGCAAAACACCUAUUCGUAUCCGGUUUUUUAUAUAUAUAGCUUCUUUGGGUACUUAUAAUGUAGAAUAAUGAAAAAAAUUUCUCGAACUCAAAUUUUGUGAACCAGGGGGGUGUGUCUUGUCCAACAAACUAAAAAUGGCUCGCGCACAAAAUUUAAAAGUUGUAAUCAUAUUUUGAGUAAAUAGGUGGAAAAUUUGUUGGGUUUUUAAUUACUGUACAAAAUUUCAGACAAUUUGGUUUAGCUUAAGCCAUUUAACUAUUCAUUUUAUUCUAAAAAAUCAGUCUUUCGCAUGCUUAAUUAAUGCCUUUACCUAAUUUGCAUAUUGCUGACAUAUGCAAAUUAGGCAAAUGCAUUAAUUAAGCAUGCAAAUAGAUAAUUUUUAGGAAAAAUGUAACUUUGCGUGAAUAGUUAAAGGGCUUAAACUAAACCAAAUUGUCUGAAAUUUUGUACAGUAAUUAAAAGCCCGACAAAUUUUCCAUCUAUUAAUUCAAAAUAUGAUUACAACCUUUAAAUUUUGUGCGCGAGCCGUUUUCAGUUUGUUGGAAAAGACACACCCCCCUGGUUCACAAAAUUUGAGUGUGAGAAAAUUUUUUCAUUAUUCUACAUUAUAAGUACCGAAAGAAGCUAUGUAUAUAAAAAACCGGAUACAAAUAGGUGCUUUGCGAAAUUGAGAGCAAUUUCAAAUCUGUUCAGUUUUUUUUGAUACACCCUGUAUAGCUCUAUAAAUUGAGGUCAAAAGCCACAAUCAAUUCCAAAAAAUGGGGGGGGGGACGAAGUCGACCAAUGGACGUAAUUUAUUAUAGAUUAUAUUACGAAUGUCCAAAAAGUGAGGUGGAAACGUCCCCCCCCCCAGGACACCAUUGAUUGACGCGUUGAGUGACUCUGUAUCUUCUCCAUAAUAUGCAAUGCUACAUUUUUACUGUAGGUGAUAAUACGUUCACGGAUGUCACGACUGAGUCAAGGAUAGGUCCAGCAAGUUAUGGUAAUGGCGCUGGCUGGGCAGAUGUGGACCAAGAUGGCGACCUUGACCUUUACGUAACAACGGUUGGCGAGACGCGUCAUUAUCUUUAUAUCAACUAUGGCGGAUGGUUUAAGGAAGAAGCUUUGACAAGGAAUUGCUCAUUACAGUUUCCUAGCUUACGAAAGCUUGCUGGCAUGUCGGCAAACUUUGGUGAUUUUGAUAAUGAUGGUUACCCUGAUUUGUAUGUUACAGAAUGGAUACCACACACUUUAGGAAAGGUAAGGUGGUCAUAUGGUUAUACCAAGGUAGAAGUACUGUGCGUGGUUGGUAUGGUUUUACCAGGAAAAUUAAUUUAACCCAAAUAUGGAUAUUUCGAGGUUGACCCGGAAAAUUGUAACCAGAGUGUUUUUAUAGAGUUUAACGACAUUUUUUUUAAAGAAAAGGGAUUUAUCCCGAUAGAGUGUUUGUAUGGGAAUUUCUCGUCCCAGCUAGGCGGGACCCUUGCAACAAAUUCUGGUAUUCCGCCUAAGAGGCUGUUCAUAUGGAGACUGCAGCUGCAUGGCCCGGUUAACCGAGAUAAUUCGUAUAAUAAAGCUCCUAUCAGUUUGCAAACAUAUUCAUGGCAAUAUUGGAAUGGAAGUUUCUCAACGAAGCACCACAGGGUCUUCAGGUCUACCAAUUAAAUGGAUAAGAUUCAUAGAACGUCUCUAAACAGGCCCCAAGUAAAAUUUCACUAAUAGAUUUUUUUACCUGAAUGUGUUUUUCUUUCUAAACUCUAAACUCUAGCCGUCAGCUUCGCGUCUGCUACGAAACAAAGGUUCCCUUUCACCUGGGUAAGAAAUUGUGAAAUUUUAGCGUGGCAGAUAUGUGUGACCAUGGAUAAUGAAAUAAAUUAUAGUAGGAAAGUAUAAAAACUAGGAAAGUAUAGCGAAACAACAAAAAUGCCGAGAACUUUGCAAUACGCGUGACGUCACAGAUUGCAACUAGGUUGUUUUUGCUUACGUCAGCUAGAGUCCUAUCCAUUUAUUUUAUUAUCCAUGGGACCAUGGUGUGACUCAAUAUAAUUGAGGUCAAUACAAUUCAAACAAAUUUGGGUUUUGUUUUUUGUCAGAUAUUUUGAAGACGUGACGGAGAGAUAUGGCGUAGAUAUGGACAAAUUUAACUUUGAAAAAUAUGACUUAAGCUCAGGAACAUAUUCAUUUGCUUCAUCGUUCACUGUAAGUCCGCCUGCAUGGAAUGACACUUUUUUGUGCACCGCACAUUUGUUAAAAUGUGCACCAGAAUUCUAGUAAAUACAUUAGCAGGAGCAACGUUGCGCACGGCACAUGUGCCGCACGGCACACCACCUUCAUUCCAUACUAAGUCGCUAGUUACUUUGCCAGAUAAUUAAGUUAUGUAUCAUGCAUAAAUUAUGCAUAAAUUAUGCAUAAAUUAUGCAAUGAGCAAAUUACGCAUUCAGUUUACUCUGCCCAGCAAAGCAAGACAAACAUUUGCUAAUUUCUCAUCCAAUUUGCAUCCAAAUGUAACCAAAAUGUAAUCAAUUUGUCCUUGGGCAAAUUUUCGUAUUAAUACGUUUGUCGUUUGAUAUAUUUUAAGUUAUUGUGCUGGCAGACAGGUGAUUCCAACUAUACCAGAAAAUUGAGAUGGAUAGGGAUUUAAAUGCCUGAAUCUUCCCCUUCAAUUUUCUGGUGUUUUUGGUGCUACCUACCCUGCCACAGAUCGUUCGAGUUUUGUAUUCCUACGAUAUUCAAUCUUGCCGCAGUCGCAUGUAGGAAUAGCUGAAUUCAUAUUAGAAGACGGAUUUCUGUCUUAGACGGGAAACUCGUGUGACGGAUUUCCGUCUGGUAUGAAUAUGAAACGAAAACCAUCGGACGGAUUUAUAUCUGGACGAGUUUCUCGUCUUAGACGAGUUUCCCGUCUCAGACGGAAAUCCGUCUUCUAAUAUGAAUUUAGCUAAUAUAUCUAGUGCUUGCGCUUCGAUAAAUUAUAUUUCUGGAAAGAUUUUGACCAUUUAAGCCUGGUUUCUACGAUCCAUAUGGUCGUAACGGUCCCAAAAAUAGAAUCACGAUCUUUCUCAACUGCCAGUUUGUAAUAGUUUAAAUACCUGUAAACCACAUAUAAAUCGUAUUAUUUUAUUUUCUAGUUAUAAUCACUCCGCGUAUUUUCAGUUCCAAAAUGUUGUAUUUCGGCUGACGAGAAAGAUUGUGAUCCAAUCUUUACGACCGUUACGACCAUAUGGAAACCAGGCGGCUUUAUUGUAGAGUUAAAUUCCUAGCUAUUGUUAUAUAUGUUUAUAGGAUUUUGACAAUGACGGCAAAGCAGACUUGCUGGUGACGGCUGACUUUGGGGAAAGUCGUAUGUUCUGGAAUAUGGGAACUAACAAAUCAUUCUGGGAAUGUACGGAACAUUGCGGGUUACGUGGGGAACAGGUAGAAACAUCCUUGCGAUCUUCAGUCAUAACUUGAAUUCCAGAACAGUCGCCUGUGCACAGGCUGCAUAACGAGUUAUGAUUGCAUUAUAAAAUAUAUCCUGUCGCUGCCUUAAUUUAAUUAACAGAACACUUGACAUACAUCCGUAACCGUAACCUUUCCGAAGAGGUCAAGGGCGCCAGCACAAAGUGGCAGUGGCUUCUUAUAUAGGCCCAGUUUAGACGGCGCACUUUUCUUCGGCAGGUUUUGAUUAAGUUUCGACACGACCUGAAGAUGCGACAGGAGAAGUCCUAUUAUGCGACACAGCUAGGUUCGACAUUGAUUUAGACACCGUGCUUUUCAUGCGCCGAACCAGGGUUGCCAGGUAGUCUGAGCCCGAAAGAGCCAAAUGAUACGUGAAAAGUAGCCAAAUCCGGCCAAAAGAAGCCAAGAUCGAAAUUUAGAGUAGGGACUGUGGCUAACCUAAUUAUACGAAUUAUAUACCCAUAAAAACAAUCGCUAAUACCUUUAUAUUUGACAUAGUGACUAAGAAUUCCAACUUCGUCAACUACGGAUAAAAAAACAGUAUUAAAGAAAAAACGAGUAUUUUAUUCAUUUUCGUUUUCCCGCCGUUUGCAAUCUAAUUCCCCGAGCCUGCGAUCCUCGGGAAGGAACGUGAGGCUCUGGGAUAAUCCGUUGCCGGAAGCCAGGAAUCCUGGCUAAGAUUGACCUGCACAUUCCAUUUCAACUGCCAACAGAUUCCUCCUUGAAACGGAUUAUCCCAGAGCCUCACGUUCCUUCCCGAGGAUCGCAGGCUCGGGGAAUUAGAUUGCGCCGUUCGAAGCGAAGUGCCGAACCGCGUAAGCCCGGGGAAAGGGUACUAAUUCCGAUCGGAUAUUUACGUACAUCCGGAAUCCCAGAUAAUGUGAUCAAACAUAGCAGAGUUUAUAACUAACUUUUACUGAUAGAUGGCAGACUAUUUUUUUAAAAAGUUGCUUAUUUCAGUAUUUAUUCAAAAAGAAGCCAAAAAGAGCCAAAAAAUAGAAGGAAGCCAAACGAAAUUUUUAGUAGCCAAACGAAGUCAAAAGAAGCCAAAAUCGAGAAAUUUGGCUCUUUUAACGCCAAACUGGCAACCCUGCGCCGAACCUAAUGCAUAAUUAUAUUUUAACAUUAUAAUAUGAUUAUCCAUAGCCUAUCGAAGGGAAGAUGGCUGUGAAACUCAUUAGAAUAACAAUAUAACUCAUUAUCUAUGUUGGUCAUCGUUUAUUCAUAAAUCUGGUCCUUUACAGUCACGUGAGUAUUGUAUUUUUGCCCAACUACCAAUAACAUGUUUCCAGUUUCCAUAUUGUUCGAGUCACGGAUAGGUGACUUUCCUAAAACAAUAGUGAGCUUAAGCCGAAGUGACGUUUUUGACAACACGAACGGCAUGAGUAACGUCAGAAGACUGGGUCAAGGGCUGUGAUUGGUGAAAAACGUCAACUUUACUUCCGGUCGACGUCUGUGUUGUCAAAAACGUCACUUGCUUAAGCUCACUAUUGCUAUUGGUUAGUUGGGCAAAAAUACAAUACACACGUGACGGUGAAGGACCAGAUUUAUGAAUAAAUCUUGACCAACAUAGAUGAGUUAUAUUGUUAUUCUAAUGAGUUUCACAGCCAUCUUCCAUUCGAUAGGCCAUGGAUUAUCAUAUAGCGUUUUCUAUAGACUUAUAAUAUAGUGUCCUCCCAAUUUGGUACGGUACAAAUAAGUUCGACGUCUAAAUCAGUUUCCGAUAUAAUUUUGCCGUAUCUAUAUACGACAAGUUCGGUGCAUGAAAAGUUCGCCGUCUAAAACCAAGCCUAAGUACUCACGAGGGAAAACUGGAGCAAUCCUGUACCAUUAUUAGGCAUUGGGUGUUCAUGGCGAUAAAGCCGGAUUGGGUUUAAUACGACUUUUCGCGCUUUCAUGACAUGAUGGCUUUGUUUCAUUGGAAAAUAAAGGGAGAGCCUAUUAUUUUCUACUUGAACAAAUAUAAAUUGCACUGAUCUAAGAACAACGAACGAAGGACGUCAUACAGUUGCAAUAUUUUCAUUUAGUAUUGCAGAUACAACGAUAGAUACAGCUGUUGUGAUGUGACUGACAACUCUCGUGCACCCUCAUCCUCGUUUGAUCGGGGCUCUUGUCUGUCAAGACGGCUUUUUGACCAACUUUCUUACGCUACCAAAUUUUAGCUACUGCAGUUUUUACCUACAAACGUUUAAAGAGUUUUUGAGGUAAAUCACCUUGAUUGUCUAUAUAUAGGAUGCAAUGGGUCAUGCUAUUGGGGACUGGAAUAACGAUGGUCUAAUGGAUUGGUUUUCUACAGCAAUCAAAGACGAAAAAGCAACCUGUGCGACUGCUGGCUGUACAUUUGAUGAUGGUGGAAAUAAAUUGUAUCAAAAUCGUGGUGGCAGACAGUUUGAUGACGUCACUCAACAG